CAGAGAGAAGCAGAGAACUUGGCUCUGCGAUUCCCCUUCACUCUGUCACUAGACAGCCCAAUGGAGUCUGCUGCGGCUGAACCAAGACCCACUGGGGUCAGCAGCCUCUUGGGUGUCCCAGGGCUCAUCACCUGGGACGGGAACGAGGCGAUUGAUGCGGAGGUGAUCGGUGGCAUCAGGCCCAGGUCCUCCCCUCUUCCACGGAGAAGGAGCUCCAGUGACUUAAAGGACUGUGAGCUCGAGCUGACGCCGUCAAGCUCCAGGAGGGUGUCCUUUGCGGAUGCCCUCGGCCAAAACCUGGUGAACGUGAAAGAGUUUGACUCGUGGGACAUAACCAUCCCGCUGAAUUUCGACGCCCUUGAGGGAGAGAAAGAGGUAGAGGAAUACUACUUGUCCUCCUUAUACACUCCUCCACCGUCCGAAGAAGCCAUGGUCCUGAGGGUUCAGGAGCAGAAGCUAGAGCUGGAGAGCAUUGAGUUACUCCGUGGGACUACGAUACUGAGGGGCGUGGUCCGUGUUCUCAAUGUCUCAUUUGAUAAGAUGGUGUACAUCCGCACCUCUCUGGAUGCCUGGGUCACGCACUUUGACCUGCUGGCAGAGUUCAUACCAGGGUCCAGCAAUGGAGACACUGACUGCUUCUCCUUCAAGCUCACCCUGGUGCCCCCCUUUGGGGAAAAGGGGGCCAGAGUGGACUUCUGUCUCCGGUAUGAGACCCCUGUUGGGACUUUCUGGGCCAACAAUAGUGACCGGAACUAUGUGAUGUUUUGUCACCAGAAAGUCAAAGAGCUGAAAGAUAAAGCACAACAAUACGAAAACGGGCGUAGGAAAAGCAUCCUGAAAGCCAACAUUCAUGAAUUUCCCUGUGACGAAAACUGGUCAUCAAUCAGUGAUGAAUCGUCAGAUGUAAACAAACGUGGAGGAGCGAUGACUAGCGUGAACAUCUCUGAGUCUCAGUCAGGAGCACUCGAAGAUGAUCAUCAGAAAUUACUGAUUGAGAGCAGCCAAAACUCCAGCCGUAGAAACCGACGAAAGGCAGCACGAUUGGUGAAGGUGCAGGACUACUUCAUUCAGAGAGAGGAUGAGACCCAAGAGAAAGAGAAGGGAGCAGUGGAACCAUCACAGAUCCCACAGGAAAGCACAUUCCCACAGGAAACACCUUCAAAUGGGCCUGUGGUACAACCACUGCCACCACAGCACAGGAAAAAGUUUGGGCUGCAGGCGACUUCAGAUUCUCUAGCUACGUGCAACAAAUUGUCUCCUGGUCUCAGGGACAGCACGUCUUGUGAGGAGUCAGUGAAACCUGAGAACAUAGACUCAAUGGUCAGCUCAGCCCCAUCCGAGCUGGGAGAGGAACAUGCCUCACCGAUCCCCAGCAACAAGUCAGAUUUAACUGAUCAACCCGCUGCUCUGUACCAAAAUGGUGAUACGUCUGUUUCUAAAGUGGAAGGAAGUGCUCUGAUGCAGAUGGAACCUGAGAAGGGUGGAUCUGCCAUCAGCACAGAAGGAACACGUUCAGAUAACACUGUGAGCUUGGAGAACAGCACAGCAGGCUCAGUCCCAGGCAGCCAGACCAAUUGCUUUACGUUUGGAAAUGUUGUGGCCCCACUAUACUGUCAGGUAUUUGGUAGAGUGGUGAGCGAGAGCCAGAGCUCAACCGAUAUUGGGAAUCGAACAAGGGGGACAUUGCAUGGAAGGGAUUCAACAGCCUGUACAGUCCAGAGUUACGUAGAAACUCACUCCUGUGUUUCAGCUGAUACCCACGGGACACCUGAAGAAAAGCCUGUAGAUCAACAGCAAUAUCUUGAAUCAAACCAAGGACAGUUCAUCUUUGGAUUAAGUGCAGAAAAAGAGUCUGAACUUGAACCUCUGUCAGAAAAGGCAGGAGGUUUUCCCAGGGCUCACACUGCCCUGCACACUGCUGCUGCUCUCAGGGCACAAAUCCCCAAAGAGGACUCAGGCCUCCAGGGGCCUGAAGAGAACAUUCUGCCUCCCCAGUCCCAGAUCCACCAGGACAGCGAGUUUUUCCAGACACAACCCCCAUUACCAAACACAACACUUUCACAAACUCCUCCAGACACAACACUUUCCCAAACACAAACAUUGAUAGACACAACACAAGGCCGUCUCUUACAGUCACAAACUGAAAUGGGGUCUAAACAUGUCUCUGCUGAAAUGAAUAUGCAGGGGUACAGUGGUGGAUAUGAGAGACCUGAUGAGUCAGAGGAAAUGGAGAACCCUUCCCCAGCCAACACUGACGAAUGGUCAACAGGCACAUUCACAGAAUUAGUAGGCACAUAUAUAGCCAUGCUAGAGCCUGUGUAUGCUGACCAAAAGGUUUUCACUUCAACAAAGGUGGAGGAAAAGAUCCCCACUGAGCACAAAAGCGUAGCUGUGACCUGUACAGACACACUGGAGGAAGAAACCAGUGGGACAAUGUUAAAAGAGGAUCCCAUUGUCAUUAAGGGUUGGACAUCAUUGGAGAAGUUGAUGAGAAAACAAACGGAUCAAGUGAAGGGUGAACCAUCAGUUGAAGUGUCAAACACCUUUGGUGAUGAAGAAAACAGGCAUUCUAUUGACAGUAAGGUUUAUAGUGAGGAAGAAGGCGAGAUGACAAACUAUGUGAGGGAUGAUUAUGAUGAAGACACUGACAAGGUCCCAAUGUCCAAAGAAGAAGAUAUUCAUAAGGAAGAUGACCUGGUCAUUGUGAAAAAUAAGGAGGAUUUAGUUCCUACAGAGAACGAGAAAGGUCCAAGUGAUGGACAACCAUUGCUGAUGAACAAUAUAAUAGAAAAAGACUGGGAGGGGACUGUGGAAGAGGAAGAGGAGGAGAUGAUGGGGGAAUAUGUGGAAGAGGGCGAAUGGGAAGAAGAGAAAGUAGAAGUGGAGAUGAUGGCUGGGGAAAGGGAGUUGGAGGUAGGGGAGGUGGAGGCAACAGAGGAAGAAGUGGAGAAGGAGGUGACCAAGGAGGAGUUGGCAGUAGAAGAGGUGGAUAAGGACAAAGAAGAAAUUAUGUUAUGGGAAAAGGUACAAGGAAGGGUGGAGGAAGAGCUGGUGAAAGGAGAGGAGGAAAUAGAGAAAGAAAUGGAGGACGAGAUGGUUGUUGAAGAAGAACUGGAGGAAUUAGAGGAGGGGGAUGUGAAAUGGAUAGAGUGGGAGGAAGAGGAGAUUGUAGAGGAAGAGAAGGAGGAGGAAGCAGAGAAAGACAAAGUAGAUGUAGAAUUACUCGGUGAUCAAAAUGAAUUGGUGGAUGAGUUAAGCAAGCCAAUGGGCAAUCCUUGUGAGGGUAAGGGGGGUGAGAGCACAAAUGUAAAUGUUGCAGAAAAAUCAGGCCCAGAAGAAAAUACAUUAAAGACGGAUGAAGUGUCAAAUAUUUGCUACAAUGACGUAACGCCGGACACCAAUCAUCUUGGAGGAGAGGAAAUGGAUUCCAUCAAAGGAGACGGGGAAUCCUACAUUCAAACAGAUGAACCUGCCCAUGAGAAAGAGGGUGAAGGUGGGGCUGAGGCGGACAACGCGUCCACAGAGUCCCCGUCAGAUGAUGAGAUGGAGCUGUACAUGCACAGUCUGAGGGCUGCACAGAAGCAGCGAAACAAGGACCCGAGUCUUGGGAAACGGCCCUCGAUAAGUAGAAGAGGCAGCAGGCUGUCCAUGCCGUCCAUCAGUGAGUCUGUGGAUGAGGCAAGCAACCAGGAUGAUCAGCCAGACACGGUGUCUGUGGAGCAUCAAUCUACAAGUGCAGUGCCCGUUGUGGAGGGAGGGCAGGAUAGCACCAGGAGCAAUGUCAUGUGGUGGAGAGAAACAUUUUCUUGGCAUAAUCUCUCAAAAGCACUGUUAUACACCGUCCUGUUUGUGGUUUUUUUUUUUGCUGCUUACCAUUAUGACUUUCUGGCCUGUUUCAGUCUUUACUUGUUAUCUGUGAUCUGGCUGGUUUGUCAGGGGGAGAAACCGGCGAUGAAAGGAAAUAAUAGAAUAGGUCGAGACCCGUGAAAAUAUAUGUCAGUGUUUAUAAAGUGCUCCACAAUUAAGUUAAAUCAUUUUUCAUUAUAUGCCUCAUCUGAGAAUACAUGAACUCGCAAAUGCCAAAAGUGUAAAACGAUUGGUGUGUAGCAUACUGCAAAGAGUAUCAUGUAAAUGUACGUUAAAGUCAGUAUAUGCAUUGUUCUAUCCAAAUUCCAUCAAGAAAUACUGUGUGUAUAUAUAUAUAUAUAUAUAUAUAUUAGAACAUUCUUAUUAAAAUGAUAUUAACAGGCAAGGAUAUUAUCCUUUAAUUAGCUAUACUCUUAUGAGCGUCACCUAGAUCAAGGCAGACCCUUUUUCAAGUUCAAUGGAGCACACAAUAAUAUUAUUUUUCUAAUAGAAUGUUAUGUGCCUUUUCUACACAUUGGCCAUACAAUUGAUGCAUCUUGGCAGCAUGUAUGUUAUUUGAACACAUUAGUUCAAAGCCUUACGUUCAAACAACACACCAGUUACAAAGCUGUGGACCAUUGCUUAGAUGGAUUAUUGAUUUUAACAACUUUUAUUGCAUUAUUGUAUUUGGUGUAAAUUAAACUGAUUUUAAAACAG
Messenger RNA from Oncorhynchus nerka (sockeye salmon), 4563 nucleotides. RefSeq names its product protein phosphatase 1, regulatory subunit 3Ab (gene ppp1r3ab). The transcript has 4 exons. Lineage: Eukaryota; Metazoa; Chordata; Actinopteri; Salmoniformes; Salmonidae. Gene Ontology annotation, cellular component: protein phosphatase type 1 complex. The coding region runs from base 61 to 3987 and encodes 1308 amino acids. Gene Ontology annotation, biological process: regulation of glycogen biosynthetic process. Gene Ontology annotation, molecular function: glycogen binding; protein phosphatase 1 binding. The record is from RefSeq and is a predicted model, not a curated record.